AUGCCAAAAGUGCACUUGCUGGAUUAUGUUGCUGGGAAUGUCAGAUCUCUUGUGAAUGCAGUGGAAACAUUAGGAUAUGAAGUUGAAUGGGUUACAUCCCCAGCAGAUGUGAAGAAGGCAGAGGUGAGCAACGAGAUUACUGAAGCUGAAAGUAGUGUACUGACGUUCAUCCAAUUGUUAAAGAAACUGAUAUUACCAGGUGUCGGACAUUUUAGGCAUUGCGUAACCCAGCUAUCUAAAGGUGGCUUUCUUGAGCCCAUUCGCGAACAUAUAGAGUCUGGCAAACCAUUCAUGGGAAUUUGUGUCGGUCUUCAGGUACUAUGCCAAGGUUCAGCUGAGGCCCCUGGGGUGAAAGGUUUAGGACUGGUUCCUACGACCCUGGUGAAAUUUGAUUCUUCCACCAAGAGUGUGCCUCACAUUGGCUGGAAUUCCGCCAAGUGCGAACAAGAGAACGUGUUUUAUGGGUUGCAACCAGGAAACAAGUACUAUUACGUACACUCGUAUGCAAUUCCUUACAGUAGGAAUAUUUUUGAUGCCGAAUGGGACGUAGCGACUGCAAUGCAUGGAGAGGAAACCUUCGUCGGUGCCAUCAGCCGACAAAAUGUGUUUGCCACCCAAUUCCACCCCGAGAAAAGUGGCCCGGCCGGAUUGAGUACGUUGCGUGCUUUUCUAACCGGUGAUAAGAGUUCAGUGAAGUCCCAGCUGCACUCUAUGGCGGCGGGAGGUCUUACACGGCGGGUCAUCGCCUGCUUGGAUGUGCGCGCUAAUGAUCAGGACGAUCUUGUGGUGACGAAAGGAGAUCAAUAUGACGUACGUGAGAAGGAGGAUGGCGCUGCCCAGGGGAAUGUCAGGAAUCUUGGUAAUCCAGUUGAUCUGGCCAAGCAAUAUUACCAACAAGGAGCAGAUGAAAUUGUCUUCUUAAACAUUACCUCUUUUCGCAAUUGUCCGCUGGCGGAUACACCAAUGCUUGAGAUUCUUCGUCGGACGGCUGAAACUGUAUUCGUUCCGUUGACGGUUGGUGGAGGUAUCAGAGAUAUCGUCGACGCCGAUGGGUCUUAUAUUUCGGCCCUGGAUGUUGCAACACUUUAUUUUAAGUCGGGUGCAGAUAAGGUAAGCAUCGGUUCGGAUGCGGUGACGGCUGCUGAAAAUUAUUACGCUGCUGGAAAGCGGCUAUCUGGCGCUACAGCCAUUGAGGCAAUAUCAGGUGCAUACGGAAAGCAAGCAGUUGUGGUCAGCGUCGACCCCGUUCGAGUAUAUGUUUCUGGACCGACGGACACGGGGCACCAUACGAUUCAAACAGAUUUCCCGGACGAUGCCGGCAAUGAAUACUGUUGGUAUCAAUGUACGAUAAAGGGUGGCCGCGAACGGAGGGAUGUCGAUGUGCGGCAAUUGAUCGAGGCUGUUGAGGCCAUGGGUGCUGGGGAGAUACUACUCAAUUGUAUUGACAAAGAUGGUGCAAGCAAUGGUUUUGACCUUGAAUUAAUAAAGGAUGUUAAAUCUUUCUCCACGAUUCCAAUAAUCGCAUCUAGUGGUGCUGGAAAGCCGCUCCAUUUUCAGGAGGUAUUUGAACGAACAGAAGCUGAUGCUGCUCUGGGUGCCGGCAUGGUAGGUUCCAAUAUACCUAAUUUGCCUUCAUACCUGGCUAACACAAUUUAG
Messenger RNA from Ophidiomyces ophidiicola, 1656 nucleotides. RefSeq names its product Histidine biosynthesis bifunctional protein hisB (gene HIS7). Gene Ontology annotation, biological process: L-histidine biosynthetic process. The transcript has a single exon. Gene Ontology annotation, molecular function: oxo-acid-lyase activity; imidazoleglycerol-phosphate synthase activity. The record is from RefSeq and is a predicted model, not a curated record. The coding region runs from base 1 to 1656 and encodes 551 amino acids. Lineage: Eukaryota; Fungi; Ascomycota; Eurotiomycetes; Onygenales; Onygenaceae.